This is a messenger RNA of Monascus purpureus, 5119 nucleotides long. NCBI's taxonomy places the organism in Eukaryota, Fungi, Ascomycota, Eurotiomycetes, Eurotiales, Aspergillaceae. The record is from the annotation of a GenBank genome assembly.
CCAACCCCUUUUUGUUCUAUUUUCAGUUCCCAUCCCGCUUCGUUCAACCUCUGCAUCUCAUCUCCCGGUUAUAAUCCUAUCGAUCCUAAUACCCGGAAACGCCUCAUGUGGUCCUAGCACAUUUCAACACCGCGCCUCUAUCUUCUGUUAGGGACACUCAGCUUCCUCCGUCUGGCACCAUGACCAGCGCGGACGAGACGCUGGCAGCUGCCACUGCCAUCAUCCAAGGACUUGCCAAGGGUGUUCCUGGCGUCGCUCCCUCCGCUCCUCCUUUCGAUUUCAAAUUCCCCCCUUCCGUUUCCAAUGGCUGCGAAAGCAAAACCAUCCACUUACCGGGUGCCCCGAGUGCUGCAAAGACGGUCUUUGAGAAGGAACUGGAGGCUUUGGCACGUCGUGUCCAUUAUUUAGAAUUCCAGGCUCAGCAAAACAAUUCCCAGUCCAGCUCGAAGAGACGAUCGUCCGGAUCUGACGACCAAGACUCCGGUGAUGAUAUCGACGAUGAAAGCGAUGAAGACCCCGACGCCAGGACGCAGCUCGUCCGCGAGGCGGAUAUCAGUUACCUACGCAACUAUGUACAGAAGCAGGCGGAAGAGAUCAGUUUCCAGAAAGAAGUCAUCGCCCAGGUGCGCGACGAAUUACAAAGACAAGAGGAACAGACGCAGCGAGCCUUGACCAAGGUGGAAUACGAAGAUGUUGUUCGUUUGGAGCGGGAGCUACGCAAGCACCAGCAGGCAAACGAAGCUUUCCAGAAAGCCCUACGGGAAAUCGGCGGGAUUAUUACCCAGGUAGCCAACGGUGACCUUUCGAUGAAGGUGCAGAUCCAUCCGCUUGAAAUGGACCCCGAAAUCACGACGUUCAAGCGUACCAUCAACACUAUGAUGGACCAGUUGCAGGUCUUUGGUAGCGAGGUUUCCCGAGUCGCUCGAGAGGUCGGCACCGAAGGUAAACUUGGCGGUCAGGCUCAAAUCACCGGAGUGCAUGGUAUCUGGAAGGAACUUACGGAAAACGUGAACAUAAUGGCCAAGAACCUCAGAGAUCAGGUCAGAGAGAUAGCAACGGUUACCACUGCCGUGGCCCACGGCGACCUCAGCCAGAAGAUCGAGCGAGGAGGGCAAGGUGAAAUCCUCGAAUUGCAGCAGACGAUCAACACCAUGGUGGACCAACUUCGCACUUUCGCUACCGAGGUUAUCCGUGUGGCCCGUGAUGUCGGCACAGAAGGUGUGCUUGGCGGACAGGCUCAGAUCGAAGGAGUGCAGGGCAUGUGGAACGAGCUUACGGUCAAUGUGAACGCCAUGGCGAAUAAUUUGACGACUCAAGUGCGCGAUAUUGCGACUGUUACGAAAGCUGUAGCCCAAGGUGAUCUUACUCAGAAAGUCAAGGCCGACUGCAAGGGUGAAAUUCUGGAAUUGAAGAACAUCAUCAACUCCAUGGUGGACCAACUGCAGCAAUUUGCCCAAGAGGUGACAAGGAUAGCCAAGGAGGUCGGAACGGAUGGUGUUCUCGGUGCUCAAGCGACUGUUAACGAUGUCGAAGGUAUAUGGAAGGACUUGACGGAAAAUGUCAACCGAAUGGCCAACAAUCUUACUACCCAAGUGCGAGAAAUUGCGGACGUCACGACCGCCGUCGCGAAAGGUGACCUUACGAAAAAGGUUACUGCGAACGUCCAGGGGGAAAUCCUCGACCUUAAGAAUACCAUCAAUGGAAUGGUGGAUCGACUGAACACUUUCGCCUUUGAAGUCAGCAAGGUCGCUCGAGAAGUCGGUACUGACGGUACCCUCGGAGGACAAGCAAAGGUUGACAACGUAGAGGGAAAAUGGAAGGAUCUCACCGACAAUGUCAACACCAUGGCUCAGAAUCUUACAUCCCAGGUCCGAAGUAUAUCGGACGUCACGCAGGCUAUUGCAAAGGGUGAGCUCAGUCGGAAGAUCUCGGUGCAUGCCCAGGGAGAGAUCCUCACACUGAAAGUCACCAUCAACCACAUGGUGGACCGACUCGCUAAAUUUGCAACUGAACUCAAGAAGGUCGCUCGUGAUGUCGGGGUGGAUGGUAAGAUGGGCGGCCAGGCGAACGUGGAAGGGAUAGCCGGCACAUGGAAAGAGAUCACAGAGGAUGUGAAUACCAUGGCAGAUAAUCUCACAUCCCAGGUUCGAGCAUUCGGAGAAAUAACGGACGCUGCUAUGGACGGCGAUUUCACCAAGGUUAUUACCGUCAACGCGUCUGGCGAGAUGGAUGAGUUGAAGCGAAAGAUCAACCGCAUGGUGUCCAACCUCCGGGAUAGUAUUCAACGAAACACCGCUGCCAGGGAGGCUGCUGAGUUGGCUAACCGCACCAAAUCCGAAUUCCUCGCAAAUAUGAGCCACGAAAUCCGAACUCCAAUGAACGGUAUCAUUGGCAUGACGCAGCUAACACUGGACUCGGACGAUCUUAAGCCGUACACUCGCGAGAUGCUGAAUGUGGUGCACAAUUUGGCCAACAGUCUAUUAACGAUUAUUGAUGACAUCCUUGAUAUCUCGAAGAUCGAAGCUAAUCGCAUGAUCAUCGAAAGUAUCCCGUUCACUGCCAGGGGAACCGUCUUCAACGCGCUCAAGACACUGGCUGUCAAGGCUAACGAAAAGUUCCUAAGCUUGACAUACCAGGUCGACAACUCUGUGCCCGACUAUGUCAUCGGAGAUCCAUUCCGUCUUCGUCAGAUCAUACUGAACUUAGUUGGCAAUGCGAUCAAGUUCACUGAGCAUGGAGAAGUGAAGCUCACCAUCAAAAACUCCACAAGGGAGCAAUGUGCCGCGGAUGAGUACGCAUUUGAGUUCUCUGUUUCCGAUACUGGAAUCGGAAUACCCGAGGAAAAACUUGACGUGAUCUUCGAUACCUUCCAGCAGGCGGACGGAUCUACAACUCGCCGGUUUGGUGGAACCGGCCUCGGUCUAUCCAUUUCGAAGCGCCUCGUGAAUCUGAUGGGCGGUGAUGUUUGGGUCACAUCCGAGUAUGGCCAUGGCAGCACCUUCCACUUCACAUGUGUUGUGAAGCUUGCGGAUCCAUCCUUGAGUGUCCUUAGUUCGCAGCUUUUGCCGUAUAGGCAGCACCGUGUGCUAUUCAUUGAUAAGGGUCAGAACGGUAAUGAAACGGAGAACAUUACCAAUAUGCUCAAGCAACUCGAACUCGAGCCGCUCGUUGUCAACUCCGAAGACCAAGUUCCGCCCCCUGAGAUCCAAGAUCCUUCUGGCAAGGACUCGGGCCAUGCCUACGACGUCAUCAUCGUGGACAGUGUAGAUUCGGCCCGGAUCUUGCGGACGUUUGACGAAUUCAAGUAUAUACCUAUUGUCUUACUCUGCCCGGUCGUCAAGGUCAGUUUGAAGUCGGCACUGGAUCUUGGUAUUAGCUCUUACAUGACCACACCUUGCCAACCCAUUGACUUGGGCAAUGGUAUGCUGCCUGCGCUGGAGAAUCGUUCUACGCCCAUUACCACUGAUGUUUCUCGUUCUUUUGACAUCCUCCUGGCGGAAGAUAAUGAUGUCAACCAGAGAGUGGCCGUCAAAAUCUUGGAGAAACAUAACCAUAAUGUCUCUGUCGUCAAUAACGGGUUGGAAGCUUUGGAAGCUCUCAAGAAGCGGCGCUACGAUGUUAUUCUGAUGGACGUCCAAAUGCCGGUGAUGGGUGGUUUCGAGGCGACUGGCAAGAUUCGAGAGUACGAAAGAGAAAAGGGUCUCCCACGUACACCGAUUGUUGCGCUUACCGCACACGCAAUGUUGGGUGAUCGUGAGAAAUGUCUCCAAGCCCAGAUGGACGAGUAUCUCUCGAAACCUCUGAAGCAAAAUCAAAUGAUCCAGACGAUCUUGAAGUGUGCAACCCUUGGUGGCCCACUUCUGGAGAAGAGCAAGGAGUCGCGCAUGGGAAGCAGCGGCGAGAUGCACUCUGUUCAUACAUCACCCGAUGGAAAAUGUCACCACCGCCCAGGUAUGGAAGGCAGGGCCAUAACAUCUGGUUCCAUCAAGACCCCAAGCGACGCCAACAACGAUUUGAGACUUGCCGCAGAAAGGCAAGCGCUGCUUCGAGCGAAUAGCUCCUGAAGCCUAAUGUGCAAAUCGUCGAACACCCGAGUUGGCUUUUUCUGUUACCGAAUGGUUUAGACAAGCCUUUUUUAUACCCUGUCUGUCCAUUUACAUGAUAUUUUUUUUCUUUUCUUUUCUUAUAUGAUAGUUUUUGUUCGUCCUCUUGUGGAUGGGGGACAUUAUAUCCCUUUCUUUCUUUUGUUUUACUCUCGUGCCCUUUUUUGAUAUAUGUCGACUUGACAACCCUCUUUAGGGCACUAUCUUCCUCCUUAACCGGAGUUUCACGCAUUAUAUUUCAGACACCAUCUUUAUAUGGUGUCUAUCAUGUUAUAACUGUAUCCCCUUCUGUUGUUUCCUUCGAUGUCUCUUUGGUUGAUGUUUUAUCAGCCGAAGCUCUGGUGUUAUGGAGUUCCUGGCGUGUUGGAAGGAAAGUGGUACGGACUUUCGCCUUGCAGUGGAAUGCAAAUAAAUACAUUACAGAAGGGGUCUCCCAUGUGAAUUCUGUUACUUUUUAUUUUUAGUCCUUGCUUUUCCCUUUUUGCCUUCAUUUUCUAAACCUGAAAAUCUUCAGCGUUUUUGUUCCUUUUUUUUUUUUUUUUUUUUUUUGUUUUGUCUUCACACUGCAGUGUGGUCCUUGCUGUCCUUGUUGCCCAUCGACACCACAUCUGCAUAUGAUGCAUUCUGAAUUACAUGUUGGUUUCGUUAUGCCUUGUAUGUCUUACCGUGUUUGUUUGUAUUUAGUUCGUCUACUCGUCGAUGAAAGCUCCUGUUUCUUUUUGAGGUUCAGCGUCCAUAAUUCUAGUUGUAUGGAGCGCGUACUGGCGUAUGUCAGGAUAGAGUUAGGAGAACUCGGCUAUUACCGGCUGCAAGACGGAGUUUUUACUGUUUUGUAUGAUUUUAUAAGGUUUUGGAUUUGAUUUUUGUCUUCGUGGCUACUUAGUGGUUUCGAUCCAUGGCAAAGUUGAGUUACGCCGUACAACUGGAGUACAGUGGCACCUAAUAUAAGUUUUUGGCCCCCUUUCAUGCUUACUAAUUAUUCUGCCGGUCAAAACCCUCCGAAAAUCAACAAAAUC